AUGACGUAUUGUUUCGAAGCUCUCAUCACUGCUCCACAAUCGGUGGUUAAUAAACUUGAAGUGAUGCAAAACUACGCUCUUCGCUUGAUUACAGGAGUUGUGAAGACCUCACCUAUCGAUGCGAUGUUAUUGUUAAUAGGAAAUAAACCCUUCCGGGAUAUUAUGAAAAUGAGUGCCUUGGUUCUCUAUGAAAAGCUGCUGCGGAUGGAGGAUCCCUACUGGAGGGAUUACGCAGUGAAGCCCAGGAAAUUAAAAACUCAAUAUGGAUCUAUUCAGAAAAUCCUGGACAUGAAGAAAGAUCUUGAAAUUCCAGGUAAUAUACAGCCUCUCUUGACAACCAGAAACCCUUCGGAGGUCAUUAAUGUCGAAGUAAAUGCUAGGCCUAGCCGAAAUCAUCCAAAGAGAGAUGCUGCACCAAGCGUUUUGAAAUGUCUCUCUUUGGAGACCAUUGCGACUAGAUAUCCACCUGUUCAAUGGCUGAACAUUUUUACUGAUGGUUCUCAGUUUGACUAUUAUUUUUUAAGGUUGAGGCUGGUGUGUUUUCGAAUCUUUUUUUCCUUGCUACGCCCCUGCAGGAGACAUUAG
Messenger RNA from Stegodyphus dumicola, 585 nucleotides. RefSeq lists its product as uncharacterized. Lineage: Eukaryota; Metazoa; Arthropoda; Arachnida; Araneae; Eresidae. The record is from RefSeq and is a predicted model, not a curated record.